Anolis carolinensis (green anole) is the source of this 7841-nucleotide messenger RNA. RefSeq names its product zinc finger protein 800 (gene znf800). The coding region runs from base 154 to 3666 and encodes 1170 amino acids. The transcript is spliced from 5 exons. NCBI's taxonomy places the organism in Eukaryota, Metazoa, Chordata, Lepidosauria, Squamata, Anolidae. The record is from RefSeq and is a predicted model, not a curated record.
GCCCCAGGCCAGGCCCUGCCGCGGCCGCAAGUCACUUCCUGCCCUCGCGCACCAUCCGGCUCCGGGGUCGCGUCGAGUUUGGGUCGGGACGAGGCGGAGAGGUCCUCCCUCCUCCCCUCCGUCCCUUCCCGGCGGAGCAGAAACAAGAACUGAAUGUGGAAGAAGGAGAAUAGGUCAUUGAAGGGGAAAAUGCCUCUAAGGGACAAAUGUUGUCAGACUGAUCACCAUCACCAUGGAUGCUGUGAACCAGUGCAUACUCUGGAGCCUGGAGAUCCUCCUCUAUUACAGCAGCCUCUUCAGACUUCAAAAUCUGGCAUUCAACAAAUUAUUGAAUGUUUUCGAUCAGGAACCAAACAACUUAAGCAUAUUUUGCUGAAAGAUGUGGACACUAUAUUUGAAUGUAAAUUGUGCCGCAGCCUCUUCAGAGGAUUACCAAAUUUAAUAACCCACAAAAAAUUCUACUGUACUCCAAGUCUUUUGCUAGAUGACAAUUCUCCUGAUGUAAAUGAUAAACAAGGUCAAGCCAUAAGUGAUCUUCUAGAAGCUAUGUAUCCAAGGGUAGACAAGCAAGAUUAUAUAAUCCGUCUGGAACCUAUAGAAACAAAUAAGAAUGCUGUUUUUCAGUAUGUUUCAAAGGCUGAUAGCUCAGCUGAGAACACUGAGGUGAAUGUCACUCAUGCUCAAGGUUCUGUAGACAUUUCAGAGACUGCCACAGAACCUCCAAAUACAAUUCCAGCUCCUUCAGAUUCAGAAACUUUAGAUGUUUUUCCUCUUCCUCCUCUAACUCCGUCUGCUAACAAGGCAAUAUUGAUUUCAGGUAAUUCAGUGCCACCAUCAAAGCCUGUGUUGAAAUGCAAGAAUAACUCUGAUUCUGGUCAUCAAUUAAUUUGCUCUCUGUGUAAAAAGGAAUUUCAUUCCAGACGCAGUAUACGCCGACAUAUUAGAAAAGUGCACAAAAAAAAGAUGGAAGAGCUAAAGAAAUUCAUUGAAAUGAAAAAAAGACCAAGACAGACAUUUGGAAGGGGACGCAACAAAAAUAUUCUUGUAACACUGGGCAAAAGUUGUACGGUAUGUUUUAAAUCCUUUGCUACAAAAGCCAAUGUAAGAAGGCAUUUUGAUGAAGUUCACAGAGGAUUGAGGAGAGAUUCCAUAACACCUGAUAUAGCUACAAGACCGGGACAGCCUUUGUCCUUGGAAAAAUCUUCUGCUAAAAAAUCUUUUAAGAUCCGAAAACAAAAGUCAUCAUCAAAGACAGAGUACAACCUAACUACAUGCAAAUGCCUCUUGUGCAAGAGAAAAUAUAGUUCCCAAUUAAUGCUUAAAAGGCACAUGUUAAUUGUUCACAAGAUAACUCUUUCUACCAAGAAUGCUGAAAAAGAAACAAAGAUAAAUAAUGUUCGUAACACAGAAGCAAAAGUUAAAACAGAUUCAAUAGAGUCUGCAGAAUUAGUGCCUUCUUUAAUUAUUUCUCCACAUAAUGAUGCGAAAGUAACAAAUUCUUUAAAUGAAAGAAAGAAUGAAGAGGGCACUGAGAAGAAGAACACACCAUCAGUUGAGAGGAAGAACAUAUUGCCUACUGAAAAGAAAAAUGUACCAUCUUUUGAGAAAAAAAGCACAACACUAGUUGUGAAAAAACCUUUCACAUUAGCUGAUGGAAAAAGUGCACCAUCCACAGAAAGAAAAAAAUCAUCAGCAGUAGAGAGAAAAAAUGAAUCAUUCUCUAAAAGAAAACGUGCACCAUCUACAGAGGAAAAAAAUGUACUACCUGCAAAGAAGAAAAGGGCAGCAUCUGCUAAGAGAAAAGGUGAGAAGAGAAGAAGUGCACCAACUGUAGAGAAAAGGAAUGUACUACCAGCUAAGAGAAAAAGUGAAUCAUCUGCUGAAAGAAAAUGUGCACCACCAGCUAAGAGAAAAGUUGCACCAUCUGAGAAAAAAAGUUCGCUAUCUGCUAAGAGAAAAAGUGUGUUAUCUGCUAAGAGAAAAAGUGCACCUUCAGCUGAGAGAAAAAAUGUGUUACCUGCUGAGAGAAAGAAUGCAUCAUCUGCAGAGAAAAUAAGUGCACCAUCUGGUGAGAGAAAGAAUGCGUCAUCUGCAGGGAGAAAAAAUGCAUCAUCUGCAGAGAAAAUAAGUGCACCAUCUGCUGAGAGAAAGAAUGUAUCAUCUGCAGGGAGAGAAAAUGCAUCAUCUGCAGAGAAAGUAAGUGCACCAUCUGCUGAGAGAAAGAAUGCAUCAUCUGCAGGGAGAGAAAAUGCAUCAUCUGCAGAGAAAAUAAAUCCACCAUCUGCUGAGAGAGAGAAUUCAUCAUCUGCAGGGAGAGAAAAUGCAUCAUCUGCAGAGAAAAUAAGUCCUCCAUCUGCUGAGAGAGAGAAUUCAUCAUCUGCAGGGAGAAAGAAUUCCUUAUCUGCAGGGAGAAAGAAUUCCUUAUCUGUAGGGAGAAGAAAUGCAUCAUCUGCAGAGAGAAAAAAUGCACCAUCUGCAGGGAGAAAAAAUGCACAAUCUGCAGAGAAAAAAAGAACAGUAUCUGCUGAGAGCAAGAAUGCAUCAUCUGCAGUGAGAAAGAGUAUGGCAUCUGCUAAGGAAAAAAAUACCCCAUCUGUUGAGAGAAAAAAUGUGUCAUCUGCCAGGAAAAAAUGUACUGCUUCUGCUGAGAGAAAACGUACAGCAUCUGCUAAGAAAAAAAGUACAGCAUCUGCUGAGAAAAAAAGUGCAGCAUCUGCUGAGAAGAAAAGUGCGGCAUCUACUGAGAAGAAAAGUGUGGCAUCUGCCGAGAAAAAACGUGCAGCAUCUGCCAAGAAAAAAUGUGCAGCAUCUGCUAAGAAAAAAUGUGCAGCAUCUGCCAAGAAAAAAUGUGCAGCAUCCUCCAAGAAAAAAUGUGCAGCAUCUGCCAAGAAAAAAUGUGCAGCAUCUGCCAAGAAAAAAUGUGCAGCAUCUUCCAGAAAAAAAGGCACAGUAUCAGCAGAGAAAAAAAGUGCAGCGUGUGUAGAGAAAAAAAGGGCAACGCCCACAAAGAGAAAUAACGUUAAACAGAACUCUGAAAAUGUCAAGCGAAGUGGUCAGAAUCUUGUGGCUUGUCCCAAGAAACCCAGGAAGCCAAGACUUACACCUGGUUUUGAUUUUAAAAAGCUUUACUGUAAACUGUGUAAACGCCAAUUUUCUUCUAAGCAAAACUUAGCAAAACACAUUGAAUUGCAUACAGAUGGAAAUAACAUAUAUGUUAAAUUCUAUAGGUGUCCUCUGUGCACUUACGAAACACGCCGGAAGCGUGAUGUGAUAAGACACAUAACUGUAGUACAUAAGAAGUCUCCAAAUUACCUCGGUAAAGUAACUGCAAGUUUAGAAGUCCGAGCUGUAAAAAAGUCCGUUGACUAUGUUCUAAACAAGGUAGUUAAAAGAGGCCCUCAUAGGGGUGAAAGUAAACAAAAUGGUCUUAAACAGGACAUCACCUCUAACUCGCCAAGUAAAAAGUAUGAAGGAUCUGAUGUUGGCAUUGAAGUAAAAGUGACAAAAAACUUUUCUCUGCACACAUGUGAUAUAUGUGGGAAAGCAUUUGCAAAAAAGACUUUUUUGGAAUGCCACAAGAAAACUCAUAAAAUAAAUGCAUCACAUUUAAUUGAAGAAGAUAAUAAAACCAAAGGCAGAAGUACAAGAUCCAAAGUUCUCAUCUAAUGAAGAACACUUAGUGCCUUCUUUAAUUAUUGCUAUUUUUUCCGUUGGUACUCUGCUCAAAUAUUCAAAUACUCUUUUCUUCCUAGCCCUGAUGUGAUAGAGGAGAAAAAACUGUAGUGCAUUUAUUCCUUUUCCCCCUGUGGCAUGAUGCAAAGAGUUGGACUUCUAAAAUUGUCUUUAAAAAGAAUACUGAGUCUAGAACAGCUUGAGGACUAGUUCUACAAAGUUUAAUAUUAUUGAGUUAUUUUGGCAAACCAAAUAGGUUUAAAAUUAAUAUUGCACUUCAUCGGUAUUGACCAGGCAGAGAAAGUCUUGAUCAGCUGAAGAUGGCCUGUAAGUUCUGGGUUGCUGAACUGCGGUUUUCAUUUGUUAGCAAACAUUUUUGACAUAGAGUUUUCACUGAUCGAGGAUUUUUGUUUCAUUUUUAGACCUUUUUAUCUGAAUGUGUGUGACUAUUUUCCUCCCAAAUGCCAUGUUUAAAAAGGAUGGGAAGGAAAACCUCUUCUACAGUUCCGUUUUAUGCAGUGAAUAUUUUGUUAGUAAACAUUUUUGGCAUAGACUUUUCACAAAAUACUACUACUGUAGUGAAUAUUUUAAAAUGUUAGUAUAUUAUAGAGCUGACAUAUUUGCAUUACAAAUGCCCAUUCUCUCUUCUUUGACACAGUCCCUAAAAAUAAAUCCACAUAUUUUCUGAUUGAGGAUAUUUGUUUCAUUUUUAGACCUUUUUUCUGAAUUUUUGUGACUAUUAUCCUCCCAAAUGCCAUGUUUAAAAAGGAUGGGAAGGAAAACCUCUUCUACAGUUCCAUUUUAUGCAGUGAAUAUUUUGUUAGUAAACAUUUUUGGCAUAGACUUUUCACAAAAUACUACUACUGUAGUGAAUAUUUUAAAAUUAUAGUAUAUUAUAGAGCUGACAUAUUUGCAUUACAAAUGCCCAUUCUCUCUUCUUUGACACAGUCCCUAAAAUAAAUCCACAUAUUUUCUGAUUGAAGAUAUUUGUUUCAUUUUUAGACCUUUUUAUCUGAAUUUUUGUGACUAUUUUCCUCCCAAAUGCCAUGUUUAAAAAGGAUGGGAAGGAAAACCUCUUCUACAAUUCCAUUUUAUGCAGUGAAUAUUUUGUUAGUAAACAUUUUUGGCAUAGACUUUUCACAAAAUACUACUACUGUAGUGAAUAUUUUAAAAUUAUAGUAUAUUAUAGAGCUGACAUAUUUGCAUUACAAAUGCCCAUUCUCUCUUCUUUGACACAGUCCCUAAAAUAAAUCCAUAUAUUUUCUGAUUGAGGAUUUUUCUUUCAUUUUUAGACCUUUUUAUCUGAAUGUUUGUGACUAUUUUCCUCCCAAAUGCCAUGUUAAAAAAGGAUGGGAAGGAAAACCUCUUCUACAGUUCCAUUUUAUGCAGUGAAUAUUUUGUUAGUAAACAUUUUUGGCAUAGACUUUUCACAAAAUACUACUACUGUAGUGAAUAUUUUAAAAUGUUAGUAUAUUAUAGAGCUGACAUAUUUGCAUUACAAAUGCCCAUUCUCUCUUCUUUGACACAGUCCCUAAAAAUAAAUCCACAUAUUUUCUGAUCGAGGAUAUUUGUUUCAUUUUUAGACCUUUUUAUCUGAAUUUUUGUGACUAUUUUCCUCCCAAAUGCCAUGUUUAAAAAGGAUGGGAAGGAAAACCUCUUCUACAGUUCCAUUUUAUGCAGUGAAUAUUUUGUUAGUAAACAUUUUUGGCAUAGACUUUUCACAAAAUACUACUACUGUAGUGAAUAUUUUAAAAUUAUAGUAUAUUAUAGAGCUGACAUAUUUGCAUUACAAAUGCCCAUUCUCUCUUCUUUGACACAGUCCCUAAAAAUAAAUCCCCAUAUUUUCUGAUCGAGGAUUUUUGUUUCAUUUUUAGACCUUUUUAUCUGAAUUUUUGUGACUAUUUUCCUCCCAAAUGCCAUGUUUAAAAAGGAUGGGAAGGAAAACCUCUUCUACAGUUCCAUUUUAUGCAGUGAAUAUUUUGUUAGUAAACAUUUUUUGGCAUAGACUUUUCACAAAAUACUACUACUGUAGUGACUAUUUUAAAAUUAUAGUAUAUUAUAGAGCUGACAUAUUUGCAUUACAAAUGCCCAUUCUCUCUUCUUUGACACAGUCCCUAAAAAUAAAUCCAUAUAUUUUCUGAUCGAGGAUUUUUGUUUCAUUUUUAGACCUUUUUAUCUGAAUUUUUGUGACUAUUUUCCUCCCAAAUGCCAUGUUUAAAAAGGAUAGGAAGGAAAACCUAUUCUACAGUUCCAUUUUAUGCAGUGAAUGUUUUUCAGUGGUAAAGACCAGGCCUAAUGUUAAACUGAAAUAUAUGUUGGUGUAGCUUAUAAAAUAGAAAACUGUAUUUGAAACUAUAGGAAAGAUUUCUAAUCUCCAAGAAUUAUUUUUUGUUAAGAGCAUGACUGUGUUGAUACUUCUGUUCCAAAAGUCUUCAUUGCUUGAAACAGGCUUCCCAGCUUAAACCAUUUGUUUUCUGAUUUUAACAUGAAACGAUUUGUAUAUGGACAAGCCUCCAGCUAUUUGGAAAGCAACCCUUAGGUUGUUUAGAGAUUUUUGUAUGAUUUUAAAGUUAGAGAUGAGUUUUGAGGUUGUAUCCAACCUCAAUCAACCAAAUGAAGAGGAAGACAUUUCUGGCAGUUUUCCUUCUUGUCGCAGUGUCCUUAUAACUACCCAGAUUUGCUUCAGAGCGGCAUGAAAAUUGGCAGAAAAGAGUAGGGAAUUCCUAUAAAUCUAUAUAUGAAAACUUUUAAAAGUAACCUUUAUAAGUAACACCCAAUUGGAUACAACCCCUUAAUACCUUUAUUGAAGAGAUAAAGCCAUCCUGUUUUUUGUGCCAUGAGCUUUCAUCUCAUCUUUUAGGUUGACUGACUAUUUGUAUACAUAACUUGCUUUAACAUCAAAUGAUAUGUGGGAAAAAUUGAUGCAAAGACCACUAAUGUAUUUUGUAUAAAGAGAGAAAAUAUUUUUAUAAGCUAUUUUCUUACUAAAUGUAUUGACUGGUCAUAAACCUUGUCCAGAAGUUUCAAUGGCGGUUAAACUGCAUUGGAAACAAUACUUAAACUGAAGGCCAGCUGUCUUCAUGUAAUUCAAUAAAAAUAGAAAAAUAAAUGUUUUAAAAGGGAAUUUUUGCAAACAUUUUUAGAAGAACCAUUUUUAAAGAAAAUAUACAGUUUGGAGCAUCUGUGCCAUACUUAAACCUGAUUUUGUUGAACAAGGAUUUUGUGAUAUACUACUAAGCAAAUGCUUGCUGUGUGAUGUACUUUAAACAUAUAUUUUUAUAAAUGAAUGUAUAUGAGCGAAUAGUUACUUAGUAUAAUUUGAAUGAUUUGUAUUUGAAUUGUAAUAAUUCUAGACUUUGCUCUAAUGUCUCUUUACUGUUGACUAAUAUUUUUUGGUGAGAUGGUAUUCAAUUUGAACGGACGUUCUUUCAAAGAUUCAUAAUAAUUUGUAUGGUUAGUCUAUUGGACACUCUUUCAUAUGGAAGUUUACAAGUAACCCACAUUCCCCUAUUUUAAUUUUUAAGAAUAUAUAUUCACAAGCACUUUAAUAGCUCCAGUUUUUUUUUAAAAAAGUUGUUUUUAAUAGACAGUACACUAAUAUUAAGAAAAUAGCUGUUGUUUUUGUAGAGAAGUCAUAUACAACUAUUUGUUAUAGAACCUUAACUAUUGUUAAAAGAAGAUAUUGUAGGAUAUUUUUUUCAAUUUUUUGCCCACAAGAUGUUGAACAACCAUUGUAGGUAGCACUUGACUUUCACUGUAAAGUUUAUGAAAGGGCUAUUUGUUCUUGUCUAUUUUUAAUUACUUCUGUAGUGUCUACCAUUACGAAUGUUAGCAGGGAUCUGCGCAUUAUAAUUUUUUUUAGAACAUUUAGCGAUAAAUUGUCACAAUGAAAAAAAUAAACAUUAAAAAAUGCCAUUUAAAAUAUAUAUUGGUUAACUCUCUUGCUUAGGGAAUACUUUAUGCCAAUUUACACUUUCUGUAUGACAGAUAUCUAAAAUGUUUACCAUAAGUAAGAAUUUUUAAUGAAUAAAUUUUGCCAUUUAGUGCUUUGCACUAAAACUAUGGAUGAAAAAUAGAUUGUAACUGUUGUUGCAAAUGUUGUUAUAUUGAAUGUUCAUGCUUUUUUGGAUAAAUGUACUUUAUUUGGAAAUAAAACAGACUGGAAAUUA